Nerophis ophidion (straightnose pipefish) is the source of this 4705-nucleotide messenger RNA. Its product is annotated as phosphorylase b kinase regulatory subunit alpha, liver isoform-like. Gene Ontology annotation, molecular function: calmodulin binding. The transcript has 21 exons. Gene Ontology annotation, biological process: glycogen metabolic process. Gene Ontology annotation, cellular component: phosphorylase kinase complex. The coding region runs from base 1 to 2571 and encodes 856 amino acids. Lineage: Eukaryota; Metazoa; Chordata; Actinopteri; Syngnathiformes; Syngnathidae. The record is from RefSeq and is a predicted model, not a curated record.
AUGAUGCAGCACAUUGCAGUGGAGGAGGAGUACUGUCAGCCCCACACAGUGGACAGAGUGGCAGGAGGUCAGGUUCCUCACAUGUGGGGACAAUCUCUCUACAUCCUCGCCUGUCUUCUUGCUGAGGGCUUCCUGGCUCCAGGUGAGAUGGAUCCUCUAAACCGCCGCUUCUCCACGUGUCUGAAGCCAGAUGUUGUGGUCCAAGUGUGCGUGUUAGCAGAGUGUGAGAAGAUCCAGAAGGUUCUGAGUGAUCACGGCGUGAAGGUGCAGAUGUUGUGUGAUGUCCAUCCUAUCAGAGUCUUACCUGCACGCAUCCUCAGUCACGUCUACGUCAGACUAGGAAACUGCAAGAAGCUGAAUCUGAGCGGGAGGCCCUACAGACAUAUUGGAGUUUUGGGAACAUCCAAGUUUUAUGAGAUCAGAAAACGUUCUUACAUGUUCACUCCUCAGUUUCUGGACCAGCAUCAUUUCUACUUGGCCUUGGACAACAUGAUGAUUGUGGACAUGUUGAGGACAGAAGUCUCUUAUUUGUCUUCCUGCUGGAGGAUGACUGGUCGACCCACGCUUACCUUCCCCGUCACCCGCAGCAUGCUGGUGGAAGACGGUGAUGCAAUCGAUCCUUGUAUCCUAGCAACAAUCAGCAAGCUGCAGGAUGGAUACUUUGCUGGAGCUAGGGUGGAGAUGUCGCAGCUGUGUGACCUCCAAACGACCUCCUUUCACACGCACCUCAGCUUCCUGGAUGAAGAAAGUGAGGACUUGGUACUGGACCAGGAAGAAGAGCAAGACUAUGGAGAAGAAUAUUGUCUGUGCCGGCCUUCAGACUCCUCCCCCAAGGACGUGUUUGAUGAGUACCUGACUCAGCUGCUCCACAGCACUGCCAGCACCUGUCAUCUUCCUCCCAUCCAGAGGGGGCAGCAGCACGUCUUCACUGCUCAACACACAACCAGAGAUAUCCUGUCCUUUGUGGCGCAGGUGCAGGGUCUGCACAUGCCCAAGUCGUCCAUGUUUCUUCCUGUCACUCCGCUCAUGAGCAAACAUCGCAAGUCUCUCAACCUUCUACCACUCCCUCACCACCUCCAUGCUGCUGCCAGGACUGCACAAGCUGUCAGUGCUGCAGAUCUUCACCUGCCUAAAGACGCAGAAGGAAAGACAGACUUUGGCAGUUUGGUGCAGCAACUGAAGGAAUGUCCUUCUCUGCAGGACCAAGCAGACAUUCUUUAUGUCCUCUACGUCAUGAAAGGAGCUGAUUGGCCGGUGGACUUGCCAGGUGCGAGUGUGAGCGUGCGAGUGCUGCUGGAGGAACUUUACGUGCAGGCAGGAGCGAGCAAGGAGUGGGCGCUCAUCAGAUACAUUUCUGGAAUAUUACGCAAGAGAGUGGAGGUCCUCUCUGAGGCUUGCACGGACCUUAUUUCUCACCACAAGCAGAUAACAGUCGGUCUUCCUCCUGAGCCCAGAGAGAAAGUCAUUACAGUUCCUCUUCCUCCUGAGGAGCUCAACAAUCUGAUCUAUGAAGUCAGCGGUCAAGACAUCAGUGUUGCUGUCCUCACUCAGGAGAUCAUGGUGUACCUGGCCAUGUUCGUGCGCUCGCAGCCCUCCCUGUUUGGAGACAUGCUGAGACUGAGGACAGGACUCAUCAUGCAGGUGAUGGCCACAGAGCUAGCUCGCAGUCUCACAUGUUCUGGUGAGGAGGCGUCAGAGAGUCUGAUGAGUCUGAGUCCUUCUGCCAUGAAGAAGCUGCUGCAUCACAUCCUCAGUGGGAAAGAGUUUGGAGUGGAAAAAAGCAUGCGACCUACGCGUGUCCCGUCCACCGUGUGUAGUCCAGCUAUCUCCAUCCAUGAAGUGGGACACACUGGAGCCACCAAGACUGAGCGCUCAGGAAUACACCAACUGAAGAGCGACAUCAAACAGAUUCUCAGUGGUGGUGUGUCCACAUGCAGCAAUGUCACCUCGCCUCGCUCCACGCGGUGCAGCAGCCCGUCCACCCCCAGUGGGAUGUUGUCUCCAGUGGGGUGUGGUCCAGGAGACGGUCAGCUGCAGUGGGAGGCCAGACAAGGCCAGUGGCUGAGGAGACGCAGGUUGGACGGAGCCAUCAACAGAGUUCCUGCAGGGUUCUACCAGAAGGUGUGGCGAAUCCUGCUCAAGUGUCACGGCCUCUCCAUCGACGGCUACGUCUUACCUUCUUCUGCCACCAGAGAGAUGACAGCCAGAGAGAUGAAGUUUGCAGUGCAGGUGGAGAGCGUGCUCAACCACGUCCCUCAGCCCGAGUACAGACAACUGCUGCUGGAGACCCUCACCCUCCUGGGGCUGCUGGCCGACCUGCACCUCCACAACCUGGGGGCCAUCAUCCAUGUGGACCGCAUCCUGCACAUGGCCAACAACCUCUUCCUUAGCGACCAGAAGUCUCUGAGCGUGUGUGACGACUUCCUGGAGAAGGACGCAGCAACAGGAAUCUGCAACCUUUUCUACGACAGCGCCCCCAGUGGUCGCUACGGCACCAUGACCUAUUUGACCAAAGCUGUCAUGACCUACGUGCACGACUUCCUGCCCGCCUCCAGCUGCAGCAUGCAGUGACAACACCACCUGCAACAACCAUCCGCUUUUAUUUUGAAACAGCUGCACAACAUGGAUUUUAUUUGGGAUUUUCUGUCACGGUAACAAUUAGACACACAGCUUGUACUUCAGUAUAAAUACUGUGCAUACAUCAGUAUCUGCAGUAUAAAUACUGUACAUACAUCAGUAUCUGCAGUAUAAAUACUGUACAUACAUCUGUAUCUGCAGUAUAAAUACUAUGCAUACAUCAGUAUCUGCAGUAUAAAUACUGUACAUACAUCUGUAUCUGCAGUAUAAAUACUAUGCAUACAUCAGUAUCUGCAGUAUAAAUACUAUGCAUACAUCAGUAUCUGCAGUAUAAAUACUAUGCAUACAUCAGUAUCUGCAGUAUAAAUAUUGUACAUACAUCAGUAUCUGCAGUAUAAAUACUGUACAUACAUCUGCAGUAUAACUACCGUACAUACAUCAGUAUCUGCAGUAUAAAUACUGUACAUACAUCAGUAUCUGCAGUAUAAAUACUGUACAUACAUCUGCAGUAUAAAUACUGUACGUACAUCAGUAUCUGCAGUAUAAAUACUGUACAUACAUCUGCAGUAUAAAUACUGUACAUACAUCUGCAGUAUAAAUACUGUACGUACAUCAGUAUCUGCAGUAUAAAUACUGUACAUACAUCUGCAGUAUAAAUACUGUACAUACAUCAGUAUGUGCAGUGUAAAUACUGUACAUACGUCAGUAUCUGCAGUGUAAAUACUGUACAUACAUCUGCAGUAUAAAUACUGUACGUACAUCAGUAUAAAUACUGUACAUACAUCUGCAGUAUAAAUACUGUACAUACAUCAGUAUCUGCAGUAUAAAUACUGUACAUACAUCAGUAUCUGCAGUAUAAAUACUGUACAUACAUCAGUAUCUGCAGUAUAAAUACUGUACAUACAUCUGCAGUAUAAAUACUGUACAUACAUCAGUAUCUGCAGUAUAAAUACUGUACAUACAUCUGCAGUAUAAAUACUGUACAUACAUCAGUAUGUGCAGUGUAAAUACUGUACAUACGUCAGUAUCUGCAGUGUAAAUACUGUACAUCUGCAGUAUAAAUACUGUACGUACAUCAGUAUAAAUACUGUACAUACAUCUGCAGUAUAAAUACUGUACAUACAUCAGUAUCUGCAGUAUAAAUACUGUACAUACGUCAGUAUCUGCAGUGUAAAUACUGUACAUACAUCUGCAGUAUAAAUACUGUACGUACAUCAGUAUAAAUACUUUACAUACAUCUGCAGUAUACUGUACAUACAUCAGUAUCUGCAGUGUAAAUACUGUACAUACAUCAGUAUCUGCAGUAUAAAUACUGUACAUACAUCAGCAGUAUAAAUACUGUACAUACAUCAGUAUUUACAGUAUAAAAACAGUACAUAAGUGCACAAGUUUUAUGCUCAAACUAAGAAAUGAUUCCAUUUAUAUUUCACCAUUCCGGAAGCAAUUAUGUGUAACUGUACAAGAAUGAGGUGUUAUAUUAUUAUGAGUGAUGUCAGACAUCAUGGCGACACUAACAUUUGCUGUCAAUCAUGUCAAUAAGUUCCUAAAAUUAGAGACUUUGUGUGGCCUUCAACAGCAUGUCCUCUAAUAGUUGUAUAUUUCAACAUUAAUGUAGUGUUUACAUCCCAAAUAAACUACAACUUUGUUUUCCAAAACUCAUUAAAGACUUAUUGUUAAUAUCCGUUCAACGCUUCAAAUCAAUCUGAUUUAAGCAUGUUUGACUUUGAUACUUGGUUGGAAAACAAAACACCUAUUGAUCUUCAUCAAUUAGUGAAAAACUGCUGAAUAUGUCAUUUCUUUUAUGAGAGCAGAGUUCUAAUAAAGUCAUCAUAUUCCUGUGCAAUAUGUCGUACUCUCCACUUUCAGUCUGCAUGUUUGCACUGCAAGUAAGAGAAUAAUUGUGAAAUGUCAUAAACAAUAGUGAUUGACAGGUGUAUCCCACCUAAGUAAUGGAACAAUUCAAUAAAUGGAGGUUGGCCUUUCUUUGUCUAGUUUUGGCUGUUUUUAAACUGUUUUUGGCUUGACUUCCUGUUUUGGACUCUUAUUGUUUCCACUUCCUGUCUUCACCGCCAGGGGGUGAUCAGUAAUGAUGGUUGCAGCUGCUAAUUAAAUGAUUUAAUUAAGACUG